AUGGCUCCCGCAAUGUUGCUUGGGCGAGAUGCUGCCAGCGCAACAGGUGGUGCCGUGGACAAGUCGCUGCAGAAUUGGAACACAGCAACACAGUCACUAUGCAUCAUCGCAAUGACGGUAUUUUUCGGCUUGCGGGUCUACGCCCGAGUCUUUAUUCUUCAUGGGUUCGGAAGAGAAGACUGGACGUGCUUGGGAGCUUGGUUCCUGGGAGUCAUGUAUUCUGUCAUUGCUCUCAUAAUGGGACAUUACGGCGGUGGACUACACCAGCCCGAUGUGCCUCAUUCAAAUCUAAUUUCCUUCCACAAGACCGUCUACGUGACCAUGGUCAUGUACGGCCCCACGGCAUUCCUGACCAAAGUCUCGCUGCUCUGGAUCAUGACAAGAGUCUUCAGUCCGUACCGCAAGGCCGUGAUCUUUAUCUAUGUCUUCCUGGCCAUCAUGCUGCUCUACUACAUCCCCGCGGUCAUCGUCAAGAUCCGCAUCUGCGACCCCAUCGCCAAAUUCUGGGAAGAUUCCACCCCAGGCUCCUGCCUGGACCAGUCGGCAAUCAUUCUCGCCGACGCCGUCGUCAGCGUCGUCAGCGACAUCAUCAUCCUUCUCGUCCCGCUCCCCCUGACCCUAACCCUGCAAAUGCCCAUGCGGAAGAAACUGCGCGUGAUGAUUAUCCUCGGCGCAGGCGGCGUGGCCUGCGCAUCCAGCGUCGUCCGUCUCGUCCUCAUCCUCAGAACCGGCCAGUCCGAGGACGGCACCUACUCGUUUAUGCGAAUCAACAUGAUCGGCAACGCCGAAAUCGCCAUCGGCGUCAUCUGCGCCUGCCUCCCCGCCCUCUCCGCCCUCAUCAGCAACGUCUACCACGAAUACUCCAGCAACAAAGCCACCAACACCUCCACCCACGAGCUCAGCCGCGUGACCAAGCAAAGCCGCUCCGACAAGCACAACAGCCGCAGCAAGCACCAGAUGAGCUUCCUCGACGCCAGCUCCGACCAGGAUAUUCUCGUGCACAACGCGCAGGGCGAGCCCAAGAUCGAGACCUCCAUCCGCGGCGACAGCUCGACGCAUCGCACAAUCCCCGUCGAGGCGACGGGAAUCAUGAAGACGGUGGAUGUGUCGACGUCAGUGACGACGAGAUAA
This is a messenger RNA of Aspergillus clavatus NRRL 1, 1131 nucleotides long. RefSeq names its product putative integral membrane protein. The record is from RefSeq and is a predicted model, not a curated record. The coding region runs from base 1 to 1131 and encodes 376 amino acids. The transcript has 6 exons. NCBI's taxonomy places the organism in Eukaryota, Fungi, Ascomycota, Eurotiomycetes, Eurotiales, Aspergillaceae.